AUGAGCGGCAGCGACGUUGACGCAGAUCGCACCAAGAACGACGCCCUCCCACCAAGUUCCAACGGUUCCGGUGUUGUCAAGAAGCGCAAGAAGGACCGCAAGCCCGUAAUCACCAUGGAAGACUCCGACUCGUCGUAUUUCCCGCGGGCAUCUGAUGGGCACGGAGGCUGUGGUGAGGAUGUUCUCUAUACGGAUGCUAUUCGCAUCAGCGGGGCCGCGAACAACGUUCGAGUGACGAGCUGGGAGGCCGCUGAAGCUGACGAGGGCCGACGCCUGCGCCGGACCGGUGUUUGUUUUGUUUGA
Trichoderma citrinoviride is the source of this 303-nucleotide messenger RNA. RefSeq lists its product as hypothetical. The transcript is spliced from 2 exons. The record is from RefSeq and is a predicted model, not a curated record. Bases 1 to 303 code for a protein of 100 amino acids. NCBI's taxonomy places the organism in Eukaryota, Fungi, Ascomycota, Sordariomycetes, Hypocreales, Hypocreaceae.